Messenger RNA from Knipowitschia caucasica, 915 nucleotides. The record is from the annotation of a GenBank genome assembly. Lineage: Eukaryota; Metazoa; Chordata; Actinopteri; Gobiiformes; Gobiidae.
AUGGGACAGCACAUGGGAAGCAGGGGUAGGGACCAGCAGGGCAGCAGGGACCAGCAGAGGAGUAGGCAAGGCAGGAAAGGCAGGGAAACAAGCAGGAGAUCCAGUCAGGAGCAGGGAGGGGACCGCAGGCGCAGGGACCAGCAUCGGGGAUCAGCAGGAGCAGGGGUCCAGCAGGGCAGGGACCAGUCAGGGAUCAGCAGGAAAGAGGAGCAGGAGACCAGCAGGAGCAGGGACCAGCGGAAUAGAGGGACCAGCAGGGCACAGCAGGAGCCGGGAACCAGACCCGCCCCUCCUCCCCACUCUCUCACUUCCUCCCCUCCUUCCCCCUCUCUCCCCCUUCUCCCCUCUCUCAUCCUCUCCAGCUCUCUCACCCCUCCCCCCUCCCCUUCCCCCUCCCCCUUCCCUCCCCUCUCUCACCCCUCCCUCCUCCCCUUCCCCUCCCCCUCCUCCUCCCACCCCCUUCCUCCCUCUCUCACCCCUCCCCCUCCCAUCUCUCCCCCUCUCUCAGCCUUCCCCUCCCUCCCCUUCCCUCCCCUCCCUCCCCCUCUCUCACCCCUUCCUCCCCCUCUCUCAUCCCUCUCCAGCCUCUCUCCACCCUUCCCCUCCCCCCUCCCUCCCUCCCCUCUCACCCCUUCCUCCCCCUACUCUCAUCCCUCUCCAGCCUCUCGUCACCCUCCCUCCCCCUCCCUCCCCUUCCCUCCCCCUCCCUCCCUCCCUUCCCUCCCCCUCUCUCACCCCCUCCCUCCCCCUCCCUCCCUCCCCACCCCCCCUCCCCCUUUCUCACCCCUCCCUCCCCCACGCUCUGGAGAACACAACGCACUAAUCAUUGACAGUGGGAAGGCGAGGGUUAAAGCGGGACUGACCAGGACCGGGAAUCAAACGGCGGCCGAUAAAAUCACCAGAGUCACGCCUUGA